Molecule: messenger RNA, 1015 nt
Organism: Exophiala mesophila
Lineage: Eukaryota; Fungi; Ascomycota; Eurotiomycetes; Chaetothyriales; Herpotrichiellaceae
Exons: 1
Coding region: 1-930 (309 amino acids)
Source: RefSeq, a predicted model, not a curated record
AUGAAGAAACUCGUCCGCUCCAUCUCUACUCGGCGUCCCAAAUUUGGAUCUGAACUCACCACACCAACAACACCGACAUCAUCUGAUCGAGCACUGUUCUUCCUCACGUCGACGGGUAUCCUAUCACCCACAAAAUCGGACCAUGCUCACUUUUCAACACCAAGCUUAAUUCCCCCUAACACGACUCUAUACUUCCCACAAUGUCCACAUAGCACACCGCCGACACCACAACCGGCAGGGAUGGCCGUACCAUUAGCUCUCAAAGCUCAAGCAUCAGCGGCAUCAUCAGCCCCAUCCACACCAUUAUCCUCCACCCUGGACAAUUCUAUCAUCCAUUCCCCAGCAUCAAACACUUCUCACCGGGAAGAAUGGGAUCGCAUCGACAUCACCAGUCACCCAUCCGUCGCUUCACCAAUACAUGAAUCUGCCUUUCCUUCGCCUCAAUUCUUCACCUCACCAAAACGCUGCUUCGACUGUACAAUAUCCUUGGCACGCACAACGCAGAAAACAACCCAUCAAGCCUUUGACCCCAAAAUCCAAGCUGCGAGACAAGCCUUGAGAGUAGCCAUGGCCGCAGAACAAGCUGCUGACGACACCACGCCAGAUCCCGCUAGGUUGAGAGAAUGGGUCUCUCAAGCCAAAGGUCUCGUCGGGGAUUUCACCGCCCAGCGAGACGCCGAGGUUAAAGCUAUCUGGCACGAUGUCAUCAAGGCAUGGGAAGGGGGAGUGAGAGAAGUGAUUAGAGAUGAUGGGACGGGCCAGGGUUUGGAGUUGUGUAGGUUUAAAAUGGUCUAUGUUGAUGUAGAUCCUCUGGAGGAAAGUGAGGUCACCACCCAACAUACUCCGGCUACGGAUCUUGCUCAACAAGUUGGUUCGUCGUUGGAAAUUCUAGAUGGAUGGAAGGUCGAUGUUGAGUGGCAUACUCAAUGAUAUAUGAUGAGAAAAGGAAUUCGAAUCAAGUAGCAAGGCUGAACAUUUCAGAUUUCUUUGAUCGUAAUACAUCUAUCUUCCUGUC